Thamnophis sirtalis is the source of this 869-nucleotide messenger RNA. The record is from RefSeq and is a predicted model, not a curated record. Lineage: Eukaryota; Metazoa; Chordata; Lepidosauria; Squamata; Natricidae.
GCUGCUGCCAGACACCAGUGUUCCUAUCUAAUAAAUUUACAUGUGGAAGAGUUCCUGAAGACUGGAGGGAUACCAGAAUGGCUGAAUGGCUUAGAAUACAUUCCUCAAAGGCUGAAAAAUCUGAACGAAAUCAACAAGCUGCUUGCACACCGACCUUGGCUGGUUUCCAAAGAGCACAUUCAGAAACUUGUGAAGACAGGGGAAAAUAAUUGGUCUCUUCCUGAACUGGUGCAUGCUGUGGUCCUUUUGGCACAUUAUCACUCCCUGGCAAGUUUCGUUUUUGGCAGUGGCAUCAAUCCAGAGAGAGAUUUUGGGACCUCCAACGGCUACCGACUCAUAUCAGUUAACCACUUCUGCGUCUGUGAUCUCGCCAAUGACAACAACAUUGAAAACGCAACCCUCAAAAGUAACAGCUUUGGGCUCUCCGAUUCGUUAAGUGAGUUGGAGGCCUUGAUGGACAGAAUGAAGAGGCUGCAAGAGGAGGACGAUGCUUCCCCAGAAGAAAUGGAUACACGCUUUGAGAAAGAAAAAUCAGAGAGUCUACUAGUUGUUACUGAAGAGUUUGAUGACGAAUUAAUUUCCAUCGGCGAUGUUUCCUGCUACGUUGAAGACCCUGGGUUUGGUUACAAAGAUUUUGCAAGACGGGGGGAAGAUCAUCUUCCAACAUUUCGAGCCCAGGACUACACUUGGGAAAAUCAUGGCUUCUCCCUUGUGAACAGACUGUAUUCUGAUAUUGGCCAUCUCCUGGACGAGAAAUUUCGGAUGGUCUACAACCUUACCUACAAUACCAUGGCCAGCCAUGAAGAUGUUGACACCACCAUGUUAAGAAGAGCUUUAUUUAAUUACGUUCACUGUAUGUUUGGAAUCAG